AACAUGCCCGAGGGUCCCAAGGAUGCCCUCAACAAGUGGUCCCGCAAGAUCACCCAGCCCAAGUCCCAGGGCGCGUCCCAGGCGAUGCUCUACGCCACCGGCCUCCAGCCGGAGGACAUGAACAAGCCCCAGGUCGGCGUCUCCUCGGUUUGGUGGGAGGGUAACUCCUGCAACAUGCACCUCAUGGACCUCGCCGCGAAGGUCAAGGAGGGCAUCCAGGCCGAGGACAUGGUCGGCUACAGGUUUAACACCAUCGGCGUGUCCGACGGUAUCUCCAUGGGUACCCCCGGCAUGUCCUUCUCCCUUCAGUCCAGAGAUCUCAUCGCCGACUCCAUCGAGACGGUCAUGGGCGGCCAGUGGUACGACGCCAACGUCAGCCUCCCCGGCUGCGACAAGAACAUGCCCGGAUGCAUCAUCGCGAUGGGCCGCCUCAACCGCCCCGCCAUCAUGAUCUACGGCGGAACCAUCAAGCCCGGCACCUCGUCCCAGGGCGAACCCCUCGACAUCGUCUCCGCCUUCCAGUCCUACGGCCAGUACGUCACCGGCGCCAUCGACGAGGAGACGCGCUGCGACAUCGUCCGCAAGUCCUGCCCCGGAGCCGGCGCCUGCGGCGGCAUGUACACGGCCAACACCAUGGCCUCCGCCAUCGAGGCCCUCGGCAUGUCCCUCCCCUACUCGUCCUCCAUCCCCGCCGAGGACCCCCUCAAGAUGGACGAGUGCUUCAUGGCCGGCAAGGCGAUCAAGCACCUCCUCGAGAUUGACCUCAAGCCCCGCGACAUCAUGACCCGCGCCGCGUUUGAAAACGCCAUGACCAUCGUCAUCGCGCUCGGCGGUUCCACCAACGCGGUGCUCCACCUCAUCGCCAUGGCGCACUCCGUCGGUAUCGACCUCACCCUCGAUGACUGGCAGGCCGUCUCCGACCGCGUUCCCUUCAUCGCCGACCUCAAGCCCUCCGGCAAGUACGUGAUGGAGGACGUUCACAAGGUUGGCGGUACCCCCGGCGUGCUCAAGUACCUCAUGUCCAAGGGUCUCAUCGACGGUAGCUGCAUGACGUGCACCGGCAAGACCAUGGCCGAGAACCUCGCGUCCUGCCCCGACCUCUCCGAGGGCCAGCAGGUUAUCAUGCCCAUCGAGAAGCCCAUCAAGAAGACGGGCCACCUCCAGACCCUCUACGGCAACAUCGCCCCCGAGGGUUCCGUGGCCAAGAUCACCGGUAAGGAGGGUCUCUACUUUAAGGGCUUCGCCAAGUGCUACGACUCCGAGGAGCUCAUGCUCGCGGCGCUCUCUGAGGACCCCGAAUCGUUCAAGGGCUCUGUCAUCGUCAUCAAGUAUGAGGGACCCAAGGGUGGCCCCGGCAUGCCCGAGAUGCUCACCCCGACCUCAGCCAUCAUGGGCGCGGGUCUCGGAAACGACUGCGCCCUCAUCACCGACGGACGCUUCUCCGGGGGCUCCCAUGGCUUCGUGAUCGGCCACAUAACCCCUGAGGCGCAGGUCGGCGGGCCCAUCGGCCUCAUCGAGGAUGGCGACAUCAUCGAGAUUGACGCCGAGAAGAGGACGAUUGAGGCCGUCGACGUGACUGAGGAGAUUUUCGCGGAGCGCAGGAAGAAGUGGGAGGCGCCCCCCCUGGAGGCCACCUCCGGUACCCUCUACAAGUACAUCAAGUGCGUCGCAUCCGCCUCGCAGGGCUGCAUCACCGACCUCUGAGUGUCUUAGUCACGGGUUCAAUCGGUUAUUUCUAGAGGGUGUUAAUCGAACGUCAUAGUUUUCAA
Molecule: messenger RNA, 1769 nt
Organism: Micromonas commoda
Lineage: Eukaryota; Viridiplantae; Chlorophyta; Mamiellophyceae; Mamiellales; Mamiellaceae
Exons: 3
Coding region: 4-1704 (566 amino acids)
Biological process (GO): branched-chain amino acid biosynthetic process
Cellular component (GO): chloroplast stroma
Molecular function (GO): dihydroxy-acid dehydratase activity
Source: RefSeq, a predicted model, not a curated record